Molecule: messenger RNA, 4493 nt
Organism: Cavia porcellus (domestic guinea pig)
Lineage: Eukaryota; Metazoa; Chordata; Mammalia; Rodentia; Caviidae
Gene: Npnt
Product: nephronectin
Exons: 14
Coding region: 16-2166 (716 amino acids)
Cellular component (GO): membrane
Molecular function (GO): calcium ion binding
Source: RefSeq, a predicted model, not a curated record
UGAGCGGUUCUGCUGAUGGCACCCGAGCCCAGCAGCCUUCGGGUCGGUCGCGAAACGUAUGCGAGAACUCGGGUGCGCCGGGGGCAACGGGCUCCGCGGGAGAAGCACGGUCCCCGCCUGCGCCUGCGCCCCCGGGCCCCGGCCCCGCCGCGGGGUUCCCCUCUCCGCGCCACCCCGUCCAGUCCCGUCCGCCCGCCCAGGUGCCCGGCCCCGCCCCGUCCCGCCCUCCCGGGCGGCACCGCCCCCGGCGCGAGCGGGGCGCCGCGGAGCGCAGAGGAGCGCGCCGGCCCGGGCAGAGCCGCCGCCGCCCGCCGCAGCAUGCCGCCGUCCCCCGCGCUCGCCCUGGCGCUCGCGCUCUCCGCCGCGCUGGCCCUGCGGGCGGCCGCCGACUUCGACGGGAGGUGGCCCAGGCAUCUGGCGUCCUCGAUCGGGCUCUGUCGCUAUGGUGGGAGGAUUGAUUGCUGCUGGGGCUGGGCUCGACGCUCCUGGGGACAGUGUCAACCUUUCUACGUCUUAAGGCAGAGAAUAGCCAGGAUAAGGUGCCAGCUUCCAGCCGUGUGCCACCCGCAGUGCAAGCAUGGCGAAUGUGUUGGGCCGAACAAGUGCAAGUGUCACCCUGGAUAUGCCGGGAAGACCUGCAAUCAAGGCGACCUCUCCUACCCAGCUCCUCCUGACCAAGGCAGUGAGCAGCCUCCUUUCCACCCCCCGGAUCACCCAGCCACCAGUUUACCUGCACAGGACCUGAACGAGUGCGGCCUGAAGCCUCGGCCCUGCAAGCACCGCUGCAUGAACACGUUCGGUAGCUACAAGUGCUUCUGCCUCAAUGGCCACAUGCUGAUGCCCGAUGGCUCCUGCGCAAGCACCCUGACGUGCUCCAUGGCAAACUGUCAGUAUGGCUGUGACGUCAUCAAGGGACAGGUCCGAUGCCAGUGCCCCUCCCCGGGCCUGCGGCUGGCUCCUGACGGGAGGACCUGUGUAGAUGUCGACGAAUGCGCCACAGGAAGGGUGUCCUGCCCCAGGUUCAGGCAGUGCGUCAACACCUUUGGCAGUUACAUCUGCAAGUGUCACAAAGGCUUUGACCUCAUGUACAUUGGAGGCAAAUACCAGUGUCACGACAUAGACGAGUGUGCCCUUGGGCAGCACCAGUGCAGCGGCUUUGCUCGAUGCUACAACGUGCACGGGUCAUACGUGUGCAAGUGUGUAGAAGGUUACCAGGGCGAUGGGCUGAGCUGCGUGUAUAUCCCCAAAGUCAUGAUCGAACCCUCAGGUCCAGUUCACAUACCGACAGGAAACAGAAGCGUUAUCAAGGGUGACGGAGGACAAAGCAAUUGGAUCCCUGAGGUUGGAAGUACCCGGUGGCCCCUGAGGACACCGUACAUCCCUCCUGUCCUUACCAGCAGACUCACCCCUGAGCCAACGCCAAGACCUGUGCCAAAGCCGACCCCACAGCCCACUCUGCCACCGCCACUCGCCCUGCCGACAGAGCUCAGCAUGCCACCGCCAUCCACCCCAGAAUGGCCAAGAACCAGGCUGACAACCUCAGCACCGGGCAUCAGCAUCUCUGCCCCGGCGGGGACAGUGGACAACAGGAUACAGACAGACCCUCAGAAACCCAGAGGAGACGUGUUCAUUCCUCGGCAGCCUUCGAAUGAUCUGUUCGAGAUAUUCGAGAUAGAGAGAGGGGUCAGCGCAGAUGACGAAGCCAAGGAUGACCCAGGUGUCCUUGUGCACAGCUGCAACUUUGACCAUGGCUUCUGUGGGUGGAUCAAGGAGAAGGACAGUGACUUGCACUGGGAACCGGUCCGGGACCCCGCAGGUGGACAGUACCUGACUGUGGCGGCCAAGGCCCCUGGGGGCAGAGCUGCUCGCCUGGUGCUGCCGCUUGGCCACCUCCUGCACUCAGGGGACCUCUGCCUGUCCUUCAAGCACAAGGUGACCGGGCUGCACUCGGGCACGCUCCAGGUGUCCGUGAGAAGACCCGGCAGCCACGGGGCAGCGCUGUGGGGCAGAGACAGCGGCCGUGGCUGGAGGUGGACUCACAUCACCCUGCGGGGCGCAGAUAUCAAGAGCGUCAUCUUCAAGGGCGAGAGGAGGCACGGCCACCCCGGGGAGAUCGGGCUGGAUGACGUGAGCCUGCGAAGGGGCCCCUGCCCUGAGGAGCGCUAGUGACCCCUCGGCUGCCAGCAGCUCCUGUGUGGCUCCCUCCUCUCUUCCCAGUGCUCCCUUCUCUCCUCCCCUCUCUCUCCCCAGGCCUGGAAGAGCAGGCAGUGGGCCGAGAGGGGUCCGGCUGUGACCCAUGUGGCACAGGCCUGCUGUCAUGCAGUCCCAGGGACUCCACACACCCCGAGGUCACGGCAUCUACAAACACAUCCAGGCCAGCGUGGGAAUCACCCUCCAGCCUGCAGCCCAGGCAGGGAGGCCUCACACGUGUGUGCCCCGCACCAUCCUUCAUCCUGGUAGCAGACGUGGGAGAAAACUGCAGAGCUCUGUGCAGGUGCCCUCCACUCGGCGCGGCCUGUGCCAUGCAUGGUGCUGACGCUCCCUGAGCUCUGAUGUGAGGCGUGCCUGUGAAAUUGGUUUCCCCUCCAGUGAGAUUAGUUCUGGCCCGCCCUGAACUCUUUCACUGCUGCUCACUUUAUGAACGAAGGAUGUAUAACAUACCAAGAUGCAUUUAUUCUUGUUAUCUGUAUUUUUCUUAUAAAGACAUUUAUGUAGUGUGGGCACGGAAUUCCUCAUUAGUAGUUGCUGUGUUCUGUGUAAAUGUGCUAUCGAUAUUAAAUAUUUACGUGUUCCUGGUAUUUACAGACUCUAGUUGCAAAGUAAAAGGCAGCUUGUGAUCUCCUGAGUUUUUUAAAAGAAAAUGGCAAAAUGUCAUCCAGCGUGGUGACCCCUAUGUUGGCAAUAAGGGAAAAACGGUGGGGUGUCAGGUUACGGUGGAGGGGUGAUGGAAUUUCUCUGCUGGUCUUGCAUUGGAUCUUUACAAAGGACUAUAAUCCAUCAGGAUGACAAGAAACUAGUUAAUACAUAAAACCCUCCCAGCUGAGUCGGCAGUGGGCUUUCACCGUCCUAGAACCUGGCUCUCGCUGGCCGUUCCCCGAGGCUUGUGAAAGCUCCGCUUGUUUGGGGGAGCCCCGUUUGUAGCAGGAAGUAGAGGGGGUGUCUGGGGGCUCCCUAGAGACAGCGGGUCAUACCCUGUUGACGUGUUUUGGGGAUAGCCGGUUUGGAAAGGCACCGAGACCCUGGCUUAGUAUUGCAGGCAGAGGCCAGGACAGGAGUGCUGUCACCCACAACCCCCAGGGUCUCCUCGUUGUACGUUUUACCUUUCUAUUAAAAAACACUAACUCUCAAAGGGCAGCUUACUCUGUGGCUUUUCACGGCUGAGGGAGUAACCAGAGUAUUUCUGCUUUCACCAGGAAUCACAAAGAUGAUUAAAGGGGCGAGGAGAGAGAGCUCUGUGAUGGGAAAUUCAGGAACUGGGAUGAUUCAGCCGGGAAGAGCCUAAGGGGCAAAACGUAGGCUGCUGUCACAUGUGUGAGGGGUGGCAUCGAGAGGCUGGCGUCUGCCUGUGCCCCGUGGCCACUGAGAUUAGAACAAGAGGAUGUGGGAUUAGACAGGAGGGUGAGGGAGUGAUGCCUGUUGGAGGCACUUGUUGGAGUCCUUUAUAGAAAAAGAAGUGUGAAAAUCAGGAUCUUGUUCUCCCUCUAUCCAUCCAUCAGAAUGAGAUAAAAACACACCUAUUUGAGACAGGCUUCCUUCACCGUCAUAGAACGUGGCCCCUCCUGGCCAUGCCCAAGAAGUUUUGAGAAAGCUCUUCAAUCACAGAGUCUCCCAGAAGAUGUUUGGAUCCUGCUACUCAUGUGUAAUGGAAAUCUCCAAAGCUCAGCGGUUUGGCUGGGGCAGUCACUUAGCUCUUCCUGGUUGACCUCCCAAAGGACGGGGGGCCAAAGGGAAGGCGCUGAGCUCACUAAGAGCUUCCUUCUGUGCGAAGCCGAGUGGGAUCAAAGCAGACAGAAACAGAAGGGAAAACUGGCCUGGACCGUUUAUUCCUCACACUGUGGGAUGGCCAGGUGCUGUCUUCAUGUGAACUGGAAGUGUUUCUUUCCUGGUAAAGUUUCCAUGAAAUGGUCCUGACAUUUAACAGGAGGCCCAAGAGCUGAUCCUUGUAAUUUAAUUUGGUUGAGACAGGGAUGGAGAGGAAUUGAAAUCAUUGAGCCUUUGUGGAAAAGCCAGAAAAUACAGUCUUAGAUGCAUUUUAAAUGAUUCAUUUCCUUUUGGGUCCUAUAACUGCACAGUUGAAGAUCAAAGUGGAAAAUAAUUGGAAAUUUCACUUUUAGGUGCCAAACAUUGCACUGAACGGACGGAAGAAGUUAUCCAAAGUACUGUAUAACAUCCUGUGUAUUAUUUAAUGUUUUCUAUGGUGAAAAAUGUUAGUGGUUUUCCAAAUGGUCAAACAGAAACAAUUCUUUGUAAAUAAAACACUGUUGACAAUGCCA